AUGGUCUAUUCUCAAACAGGUUUGCAAAAAUCUUUUCUAGAACUUGCUCAAGCAUUGAAUUUCAAUGCGACACAUCAUUUACGGUUGAUUUCCAAAGUACAAAAAUCUUGUCAGAAGGGAGACAAGAUUGUUGUUCUUAGGAAAAAAGCCAUCCAACUGCUGGUUAGUUGGCUAAGUUCAUUCACAGAAAACAUGAAUCUUAGGCUUCAAUAUUUAACGACAGGAAAUUCCGAUUUAAUUCAUAAUACAAUUGUUUUAUUAGUCAUGAAGGAUUUCAGCAACAUCCCAACAAAUAACGAUGUUAAAAGACAUCGUGUUAGUCAUUUAGCUUUCAAUCAGCUGAAUUUAAAUUUAAGCAAAAAAACAAGAAACUUAUCUAUGUUUGAAAAUUCAAAAGAUCAAAGGGAAAAUAUCAAGUUACUUGAAGUUAAGAAGAGUGUGACGCGAAACAUAAAUAUGAAAACUUCGUCACCAAUUCGUGCCCACAAUGUGAAUCGAGUGCUUGGAAAACGAGAAAAGUUCGAUCAUUGGCUGAUUAUGUAUAUCGUGGAUCAUGCUGAAAUCCCAUAA
Clunio marinus is the source of this 570-nucleotide messenger RNA. NCBI's taxonomy places the organism in Eukaryota, Metazoa, Arthropoda, Insecta, Diptera, Chironomidae. The record is from the annotation of a GenBank genome assembly.